GUAUGACUUGCACAACAGCCCGUCCUUUGACGAAAGACUUGCAAAAGCCGUGGAGCAGAAAACCAAGGAGCUGAAGGACCUGGAGAAAGCACAGAAGGAUCGCAUCAGGGAGGCCGUGGAAGCCGGGCACAGUAAGUCCACAGCGACAUCCCCGCUCUCCGCGGUCCUACGGAAUCCUCCGGACAACAUGGAGAGGCAGCGUGAGAUCCUGGAGGAUAGGAACCGGACAAUGGCAACCGUAGCCAGGGAGUAUUUCCGCAAGCGCGAUGAGAUGGUGGAAAGACAGCGUCAGCGAGAACCGCUCUUUUCUGGGGGGGCUGUGGCGGAUGCCACGACGCAGCUGGAGGAGAAGGCGAAGAAGCUGAAACAGGAGAUGGCCGCCGAGCAGCUAAAGAACAGGCAGCAUAUCCUGGAGCUGCAAAACAAGGUCCUGGGGAGACCUCU
This is a messenger RNA of Symbiodinium pilosum, 444 nucleotides long. Lineage: Eukaryota; Dinophyceae; Suessiales; Symbiodiniaceae. The record is from the annotation of a GenBank genome assembly.